AUGCCUGUGAGAAAAUCGCAAAAAAUCGAGGCCCAAGUGGUGGAGGCCAUCCGCAAGCUACAGGCUGUUCAAGGAUCCACUCCACGAGAAAUUAGCAACUACAUUGCCCAGGAGUACGAUAUCGCUGACUCGGAAAUUAGGCGGCACGUUCAACUUGCCCUGAAGCGUGGCUUGGUUUAUGGGAUUCUUCAACGUUUGAAGGGAGGAUGCUACACGUACAACCGAGACAUCUUCAAUUGCGUAAACUCCGGGGACGCGGUGGAGAUCCCCUAUGGGCGCCGAAAGAGAAGAAGAAGAGGAUCCUCGAGAAGAAGAAGAAGAAGAAGAGGAAGAUCAGGGAGGAGACGCAGGGGUCGUCGUAGAUCGGGUAGGCGCAAAUCACGGAAGAGAAGAUCGAGGAGGAGGCGAUCGAGGGGUCGAAGACGAAGCAAACGUAGGAGGAGGGCAGAGUUUCCCAAGGAAAUCGACGAGCUACAAUUGUCCACGUUGGACAAACAGCCAACAAAGAGCAAUAGCCUUCUGGGAAAAGACGGCCCAGAGAGCAAUCAUUCUACAAUCUCUGGACAAUCCGAAGAGAAGCAAGAAUGA
This is a messenger RNA of Habropoda laboriosa, 588 nucleotides long. RefSeq names its product U4/U6.U5 small nuclear ribonucleoprotein 27 kDa protein-like. Lineage: Eukaryota; Metazoa; Arthropoda; Insecta; Hymenoptera; Apidae. The coding region runs from base 1 to 588 and encodes 195 amino acids. Gene Ontology annotation, biological process: nucleosome assembly. Gene Ontology annotation, molecular function: DNA binding. Gene Ontology annotation, cellular component: nucleosome. The transcript is spliced from 2 exons. The record is from RefSeq and is a predicted model, not a curated record.